This is a messenger RNA of Macroventuria anomochaeta, 2609 nucleotides long. Its product is annotated as DEAD-domain-containing protein. Gene Ontology annotation, molecular function: ATP binding; RNA helicase activity; nucleic acid binding. The transcript has 2 exons. Bases 20 to 2467 code for a protein of 815 amino acids. Lineage: Eukaryota; Fungi; Ascomycota; Dothideomycetes; Pleosporales; Didymellaceae. The record is from RefSeq and is a predicted model, not a curated record.
GUCCAGCCUCACGUAUACCAUGGCGCCCAAAGACGACGACUUCGUGUUCACGAUCGACGACGACGACGUCAUAUCCGACGAUGGCGGCGCUGAAGACCUCCAGGAGGUCGCAAAAUUGGCUGGAAAAGGUCAAAAACGCAAAUACACAGAAGAUCCCGAUCUGCACGUCCAGCCCAAGGGUAUAGUGUCCAAGAAGGCCAAGAAGGAGAAGAAGAAGGGCAAGAAGACGAAGCAGGCGACUCCAGAGGUUGAAGAAAAGGAGGAAGCAGAAAUGAUCAAGCCUGGAGAGGAUGUGGACGGCAACGACGAUGUUGCUUCAGAUUUUGAAUUUGCGGUCGGCGACAUAGAUACCGGCGUCGUGGAUGAUUUUGAUGGGUGGGGCUUGAGCGCCGAGAAGCAAGAAGCUGCUGCGAGGACCUCCACGGCUGUGGAUGUGGACGAGAUUAUCGAGAGGCGGCGGAAUAAGAAGAACAAUGCUGCCAAGCGGGCGCAGGAGGAAGCCGCUGAAUCUGAUGCGGAGGAGGAGGCAGACUUCACAGGGUUUGGGGACGACGACGAACUAUUGGCAGACGACGCUUUUGGCAUGGGCGCCGGCAGCGACAGUGAGUCGGAGGCUGAAGAGGAGGAGGAUGAUGAUGAUGAGGAGGAGGAGGACAAUGAACACUCAGAAGCUGAAGCUAGCGCUGCCGAGGACGACGAAGCUGAGCAGCAGGACUCCGACGCUGAGUCUGUCGCAUCAGACGUAGCACAUCCCGACGACGCAGUACAAUCGGAAGACGAGGAUGUGAGCGACAAAGAGGACGCGGAAGAAGCAAAGAAGGCGGCAGCUUUCUUCGCACCUGAAGAGAGCGUGCCAGUCAAGAAGGGCAAGAAGGGUGGCAAACUCACAGGAUCAUUCCAGUCUAUGUCGCUAUCUAGGCCCAUUCUUCGCGGUCUGGCUGCUGUAGGCUUCACAGAGCCAACGCCCAUCCAGUUGAAGACUAUCCCGAUCGCUGUCGCUGGCAAAGAUUUGGUCGGAGGAGCUGAGACUGGUUCCGGUAAAACGGCCGCCUUCCUCAUCCCCAUCCUCGAGCGUCUCCUCUACCGACCGAAGAAAGUACCGACCACCCGCGUUGCCAUUCUCAUGCCUACCCGUGAAUUGGCUGUCCAGUGUUUCAACGUGGCAACCAAGCUGGCUUCGUUUACCGACAUCACCUUUGCGCAGAUGGUCGGUGGUUUCUCUAUGCGCGAGCAGGAGGCUGUGCUCAAGACAAGACCAGAUGUAGUUAUUGCGACGCCAGGUCGUUUCAUUGAUCACAUGACAAACUCGGCUUCUUUCCAGGUCGAGCAUCUUGAGAUCCUUGUCCUCGACGAGGCCGAUCGCAUGCUCGAGGAAGGAUUCGAAAGCCAGUUGAACGAGAUUCUUACCACGAUCCCUAAGUCGAGGCAGACCAUGUUGUUCUCCGCUACAAUGACCAGCUCAGUCGACAAGUUGGUGCGCGUUGGUAUGGACAAGCCUGUACGACUGAUGGUUGAUGCCAAGAAGCAGACCGUUGCAGGUUUGACGCAAGAGUUCAUUCGUCUGAGGUUAGGCAAGGAGGACAGGCGUCUGGCGUACCUCAUGUACCUGUGCGAUAAGGUUUACACCGAGCGCGUCAUCAUAUUCUUUAGGCAAAAGAAGGAAGCUCACAGAGUCCGAGUCGUAUUCGCUUUGUGCGGAAAGAAGGCGAGCGAAUUGCACGGUAACAUGAGCCAGGAACAGCGUAUUCAAGCUGUGGAGGCUUUCCGUUCAGGAGCGUCGUCUUACCUGCUCGCCACCGAUGUUGCCUCCCGUGGUCUCGAUAUCAAGAAUGUCGCAACAGUCAUCAACUACGAAGCACCUCAAAGCCACGAGAUCUACCUUCAUCGUGUCGGUCGUACCGCUCGUGCUGGACGAAGUGGUCGCGCGUGCACACUCGCUGCCGAGCCGGACCGCAAGGUCGUCAAGCAAGCAGUCAAGGCCAGCCGCGAACAAGGUGCCAAGGUCGUCAGCCGACAGGUUCCAGCUGAGGAGGCGGACAAGUGGAUCACGAAGAUCAAGGACCUCGAAGACGAGAUCGAGGAGGUCCUCAAAGAAGAGAAGGAGGAGCGUGUGCUGAGCAUAACAGAGCGCGAUCUCAAGCGUGGCGAGAACCUGAUCAUGCACGAAGACGAGAUCAAGUCCAGACCAAGACGCACAUGGUUUGAAACGGAGAAGGAGAAGGCUGCAGAGAGGGAAAAGGGUGCGCAAGCACUUAACAACCCCUCAGGCGGCUCGGUCAAGAGCAAACCGAAGAAGCUCAGUCACAAGGAUAAGAAGAAGCUGGAGGCUAGGGACGAUCGUCUGGAAGGAAAGCAGUGGAAGAAAGGCAAGGCAGACCGAGGUAUGACAACAGCGAAGUCGAAGGAGAAGAACGCGCAUAUCAAGGCGAAGACCAAGAAGGCAGUUCACGGCAAGAGGAAGCUCUGAGCGGCCAUGAGUAGUUGAACGCCUCCAGCCUAUGCUUCAGUCGUACGGUAGGAGUUCUUUCCAAUCAGAUGUUGCGGGCACUAGGUAGCGCACCAAGCGGUUAUAGUUGCUGGAUCUGCAGCCUGACAGUUGGUGUACGACG